Drosophila albomicans is the source of this 1226-nucleotide messenger RNA. RefSeq names its product receptor expression-enhancing protein 3-like. Bases 142 to 1014 code for a protein of 290 amino acids. Gene Ontology annotation, biological process: endoplasmic reticulum tubular network organization. Gene Ontology annotation, cellular component: cytoplasmic microtubule; endoplasmic reticulum tubular network; endoplasmic reticulum membrane. The transcript has a single exon. The record is from RefSeq and is a predicted model, not a curated record. Gene Ontology annotation, molecular function: microtubule binding. NCBI's taxonomy places the organism in Eukaryota, Metazoa, Arthropoda, Insecta, Diptera, Drosophilidae.
AGUAGGCAGCAUUCUUACAGCAACUUUAUAAAAUAAGUCGUAUUACUUUUACAAUAAGCAAAAUACAGCGUCCAAAUUUAGUUUGUUCUUUAGAUUUAUUGCAAUAAGUUAUUAACAGUCGCCGGAUCGUUAAAUUGGAAUAUGAUCGGCACACUACUUUCACGUCUCAUGAUACUGAGCUUCGGCACCUUGUAUCCAGGAUAUGCUUCCUACAAGGCCAUUCGUGCAAAAGAUGUGAAUGAGUGUACAAAGUGGUUGAAGUACUGGAUUACUUUUGCAGGAUUCACAUGCAUCGAGAUCAUAACAGAUAGGAUUCUCUUUUGGUUUCCACUCUACUACGAAAUUAAAGUGAUCCUUGUCUUGAACCUGACUUCGCCAACCAUAGAAGGCAGCUCCGCAUUGUACUCGAAGCUGGUUCAACCCAUGCUAGAACUCCACGAAGACGAGAUCGAUGAGUACAUAAGUCAUGCUCAUGCAAUAGUGUAUUCCACAUUCCGGGAGUUGAGCACCAAGGGUGCCAGCUAUGCCUUUGAUGCUAUCAUGCAGUGUGGCACAAAGAUCAUUCAUCUGGCAGCACAUUCUCAUCGUGACCGCAAAUUAAACUCCCCUAACCAACUUCAAGAAAACUCUUUGCGUUCCAGUUCACUGAAAGGCAUGAAAGCCUUCUACAACGAGUUAAUGAUCAUAGCGGAGCUAACUGGAGACGAUGUCGCAGAAGACCCACAAUCAUAUUACCAAAAUAAAGAGUUCAGGAUGUCAGGUCAUGAUCUGGCAAAGCUAGCUGAGGCACUGAAACAAACCAAAAAGAUUUUACGCCACAUCGAACUAAUCUUGCCACGUUCUUACUCCACCAGCAGCAUUGAUGCAAGCAGUUCCAGGAGCAGUGUCAUAAACGUGCGCAAUCAACAACUGACCGAUAAGAAAUCAAAACGCCCAACUGGCAGAGGAGUCUGUGAAGAGGAGAAAGCCAACCAGAUCGACUACGACCUCAAAAGCUUCUUCUUUAAAAAUUAGGCUAUACGAUGUGGCACCCAAAAAAGCUAAAAAGGAAUCCUCAAAAAACACUAGUGCCAAUCCAAUGUGAAUGUCAAAAGACCAAUUCACAAAAAAAAAACAAUAAUUUUAGUAAAAUCGUUUUAUACAUUUAUGUUUUACUGCACUCAAAAUGUUAUCAAAUAUUUGUAUUGUUUAUACGCAUAAGAGAUUAUAAACCAAAAAAUCCUUCA